GCACACAUUAACUGGUCAUACAAACAAAGUUUCGAGCGCCAAGUUUUUUCUUGAUUCAACGAAAGUUGUUUCUGGGAGUCAUGACAGAACAUUGAAAGUUUGGGACCUCAGGACAAAAGCUUGUAAGGAAAUAGAAUGUUAUGCUCGAGCGCAUUUUGGGAGGUAUUGGGGCUGUAAGCCCAUAAAUGACUUAACAUGAUAGCCAUGUAUAUAUGAUGGUCUGUACACCCUGUCUGACCAAAUGGUAUGUUUUUCAUACACUUUAUUGGUUGCAAUAAAUCCCUUGAGUUUUGUAAAACGGCGGCCACUUUAAAGGCAAAUUUGGCUAAUGAUAAUGAAUUCCUUUUGUUGUGGUUGCAUCAACAUGGACGUCGUUAGGUAACCUACCCAAGCUACAGUAUAUAAUAAUACUAUUAAGAUGUGUAAUACACAGUGAUAGUAUACUAUUAGGGAGAGUCCUUUUUCGCGCCUUUUUUUGGUCACAUUCACGAUCAGAAAUUGCGGCCACAACUUGAGAGCUAAGAUGCUUAACUGAACAUGCAUAGAAUGUAUAUGCUGACGUGUACGGAAUAUUAACGAGGAAAACUACUAAAGUAUUUCAAGAUAUAGUCGGCAAAGUUUUUGAUUUAUUGGUAGAAUGUCGAGGUAAAGAAAAGGUUAAAGGCCAAGAAAAAUAUUAGGUGACUCAAGCAUAAUUGAGAACUAUUUAAACUUACAAUUUCAGCUAGUUAUUUCGCCAUGAAAAAGCCAAAAACAAAAAAGCGGGAAAAUUCUUGACUGAGCCCACAAUGUCAUGCAAUAAACAUUCAGCGACAUGACCAUUUUCCUAUGCAAUUUCCGGUCGUAGUUGUCGCCAAAAAAUGACGGGGACCUCUUCAUGAGCGAAUGAGUAUGUGAUACUCACCUUGUACUUCUCCUGGUCGACUCUUUACCUUAAAUGUUGAGGGCAAUCAUCCCACUGCCAUUUCCUACCACUUCUUUGUCCGUUGAUGCCACGAACUAGUUCAGCCUCAAGUUUCAUGACAUUCUUUAAUAUUCUUUUAACCUGAUAGAAAUUCUUUUAGUGAAGUGUAUACAAACUGUGUGUUUUUUUUAGGUAACCGAACAAUAUUUGCAGGCUCAAGUUGCAACGACUUAGUAACAACAAGCUUAGCUUCGUAAGUGAAGUAUAGCAUGACAAAGAAAUGGAUUGUUUUAAUUUGUUCAUUCUAUUGUUCCAUAUUCCCCGUUUAUAAUCGUCUCUUUGUCUCUUUGUAUUUUAAAAAAGCCUGUUUACGCCAGUGACCUCCAUAUAUAUCUGGAGCGAGAACUCGAGUCCAAAAAAUGAAGCCAGCUUCGUGUUAACCGCGCAGACAAAAACUGACAUGCUGUAACUCUUUAAUUUCCGCCAUCUUGGCAAGAAGUGUGCCGAUAUUUCGUAUUUCGAUUUCGAUUUAAAGACCAAUAUUAUUAUUUUAUGAAGCGAUACGGUCCGUUAGAAAAAACUGGAUUUAACUGGGGAAAAUGGUAUAAAAAUUGUUUACAAAAAAAUUGUUAGACGUCAAUGGCCGCCAUCUUGGUCCGAAUGACUGAAGUUCUCGCUGCAGAUACAGUAUAUAUAGAGCUCACUGGUUUACACUUGCAAUUUUAGGUGCGAUUUUCGUCUUCUGAUGUAUGUGAACGAGUAGAUAAGUUAUGAAAGUUCAUUCUCGUACCCAGAGCCCUUCUUACGCGCGGUGCGACGAGGAGCUCUGGUUACGAGAAUGAUGAAAGUUCAGAUGAGGGUACAUAUACUCAGAAUAUUCAUAACUCAUCUACUCAUUCACAUGCAUCAGAAGAAGGAAAUCGCAGUACAAAUCGCAGCACUCUUUGGCUCUUACCAAUAUUUGUGUACAUCAUUUUAUGUGUAAGGGCUUACAGAUAAAAUGACGUACACAAAUAUUGGUAAGAGCCAAAGAGACGUCCAUGUUCAAUAUUUACUGUACGUGACUUAUUAUUAACAAAAUUUUUGUUGGUAGGGAUGCAACUGCCUGAAAAUACAGGGAGAACUUCGACGUUUCGAGCGAACGCCCUUCGUCGGCAAGUUAGUGAUAAUAGUUUCCCUUCGCUUGAAAUGUCGAAUUUCUCCUUGUAUUUUGCAGGUAGUUGUAUCCUUAUCAACCGAAGUUUUGUUAUUAUUAGCACUACCUACACUGGUACAGACAGUUCAAGAUUAUGUGACAUAUUAUUGCCUUUAUACAAUUUUAAUUGGUGAUCAGUUUCCAUAAUAUGGAUUAUAGUUGACCCAUUCUUGCGGCUGUAUGCGGGAUGUUACAAGUUUCUGUCACCAUCAUUCACAUUUCUGUGCAUGCCAUGUCACUAGGGCCAACUUCAAGUCGUAUGUAUUGCAUAAACUAUUAGCAGCAGUUUCCACAGAGUUUACUGUAAUCCUGAUACACUUUUCCUUCUUCCAGAACGACAAUUAUUAGUGGUCAUUUUGAUAAACGAAUUCGAUUUUGGGACUCUAGGUAAUGUUCGUUCCACCGUUUAAGAAAAUUUAUUAAAAGUUGCAGUAAGUAUUUGAACUAUAGUAACAUACAGUUCAGGUGGUAGCAUGGUUUUAGUUGUGUUACUAAGAACUGACGUGGUAUAGUCAACAGCAAAUGUGGAAAUGUUGUGAAAUAUCGAACCUGCGGCCAGAGGACUUAUAGUUGCAUUUUUCGCAGCUACUCAUGGCUACAGGUCUAAAAUAAAUAUAUAAAAUUUCCACUCGAAAUUUCCAUCCACAAAACCCUUCAACAUUAGUUCAAUCGAGUGAGAUGCCCCCAAGUCCUGAUAUUUAUCCUUAUAGUAUGUACACAUGAACUUGCAUGCGGUUAGAGCUCGACAACUGGCCUCAGUUGGUUAGAGCUCGACAACUGGCCUCAGUUGGUUCGAGCACUGCACAGGAAUUGCAGGGCCGCAGGUUCGAUUCCUGCCACAGGGCCUAUAGUUGCAUUUUUCGCAGCUGCUCCUGGUUAAGGUCCAAAAUAUGUGUAUAAAAAUUACACUCGAAAUUUCCAUCUACAAAAAACCCACAAAAAAGCAAAUAUGGUUUAUAUAUUUGGUAGUAAGGUAGUCUUACACGUGGUUGCAAAUAAUGCCAACAACAUCCGCAGCUGACUAAAGUUGACAAAUCAACCAAAUACCAUGCAUGGAUGUUACUGGACAAAAUCCUCACCAACAAACGCAACAACGACAACGACAACAACAACAACAGCGUCUUAUAUUACUUGGAUUUUUAGGUCAGACACGAGUUCUACAGAAAUUGGAUUACAAGGAAGAGUUACAUCACUGUCAAUUUCUCCUGGUGUGUACAUCUUUUACAAUUAUUCGAUGGGUUUCAAUUCGUUGCAAAUGAUGUUAAAUGUUUUCGUUCAUACAUAUACAUACAUAUAUAUAUACGGGCUUUUCAGUGACCAGUAUUACGCUUACUUAUAUUAUCUUUAUAUUACCUAUACUUAAAGCCUACACUUUAACAAUAAUUGUGAAUUACUAUCUUUACUGUGUUUAUACCCUAACCAACCCUGUCAACUUUCCCUGUGGGAGGAAACUGCAGCGCCCGGAGAAAACCCACGACUUUCGGCAGGUUAACAGACUCUUUGCACAUGAGUCCGUAGCGAGAAUCCAACCCACGAUCUCGAAACCCCACGUUACAUGUUUUUGCCAACAAAUACAAGGUCGAUACAUUAUUAAACAAUUUCUUCAGUUAUUGAAGUGUUGGCUUUUACACUUGACUUCCAUGUGACACACUUUCCUCACUUACUAGUGAAACCCACCUUUGCACUUUCUUAUGCUUGCAGUCUUACAGAAGAUUCUACUGAUAAAUGAAACAUUAGCUGCCAAACACAUGACGUAUUGAAGAGUUAGUAUAUAUAUAUAUAUAUAUAUAUAUAUAUAUAUAUAUAUAUAUAUAUAUAUAUAUAUAUAUAUAUAUAUAUAUAUAUAUAUAUAUAUAUAUUGCCUCUCACUAUAGUUGUAGUCUAGCCUGCGAACAGGCUCUCAAGCUUGAGAGUUUGUUCGCAGGCUAGUUGUAGUCAAACAACUUUAGCCAACUUACACGCAUGGGUACGUUGUUUUAAUUCUGCUUUGUUUAUAGACCGCAAUACGUUAUUAGCAGCAACCAGAGGGGAUACUUUAAAAUUAAUUAAUCUCCGAAUGAAUCAAGUUUCCGGCACACUGAGGUUGGUUUUUCUGAUUUAGUUAAUCUUUUUAUAACCACUUUUCCAAUAUAAUAUCACAUAUAAAACGCUAACUUCCUCCGCAGGCAUCUCUAGCGCUGACUGUCCGAGUUAGAAGUUAGCUAGAUUUUUUCUAAACCACAGCUGACCCCUAUAGAGUUCCCUGCAAUGGAAGUUAAUAAAACCCUUUCGAAUUCCAACACUCUGUAUUUCUAUUUUAGUGCGGAUGGUCUUAAAAUUGCAACAGAUUGUACACGAGCUUGUUUUAGGUAAGUUAAAACUUAACUUGAAUGCAAGCAACGGAUAUAUAACGGAAAAUAAUAAAUCUAUUCUGCCGGGCAUUUCGACCGAACAAAUAAAUCGGCAGUUUUCAUUUAAAUUAAAGGUAUAUUAUUUUAUUAAUGUUGUUCAUAAAGCAUGAAAGCGAAAAAGGAGCACAAAACAUUUCCUUGGCUUCGCUGUGACAAGCAACAAAAUCACAUCACAAGUUUAUAGUAGCAGGCAUGCAGAAAAUUCCAAAACAAUAUCCAUGGAACCAAGACAUUUUCAGUUGCAUGUAUGAUCCGGGAAGUGAUCAGCACGAGCAAGUUGAUAGCUUGAAGAGCUGGCCAAUCAUUAUCAGGCAAUAUCCGAGUAACUGCACAGUUGAUCGGACAUUUGUCAGACCACUGGCAUCUCUAUGAGUUUUAACCUGCGAAUAGGUACGCCACCCGAUUCCCUAGAGAUAUCAAACCCAAGCGAAAUUGUUAUAAUCCACACUAGAUGCAGGACCCGUAUAGGGAUGCCAGAUGACCUUUGAGUUGAACAUGGCCUGUGGCCCUGUGCUACUUAAGCCUGCAGCACACGAGAGCUAUCUGCUGAGCCAAAAGUUACUCGUGCCUGUUAGCUCAGCUGAUAGCUCACCGAUCAAACAUGUUUGAUACGUGAGAAAAGGUUGCAUGAGGCAAAAAACUCAGUAAAAUGUAUGCGCACACGGUGAGCUAUCGGCUGAGCUAACAGGCACGAGUAACUUUUUGCUCAGCACAUAGCUCUCGUGUGCUGCAGGCUUUAAUUCACCUAGUAACUUCACUUUACAUACUAAUGGGGUCCAGUGCAGCUAUAAACAUUAAACAUUAUAAUAAUGGUAUUUUAGCUCUAUUAAUGAAUAAUAUCAAUACUAAUUCAGAAAUUAGUAUAAUAAUUAUUGAUAAGUAAGUGCAAAUUGUAAGCCCGCACGUUUGUUGUGAGGUGUUGCUUUUAAUAUUUUAAUAAAGAUUUAUACAUACAUGGUUCCCUCAAACUCUCCUAUGACAGAUAGGAUUAAACACCAGCUAUAGACAUUAAAACUGAAUCAAGACUUCUCUGAUAUUCAUACCGCCACUUAAUGUAAAUGAGGCUACACAAAGAAACUGCAGUAUUGACCUGCAUACUUAAUUACGCAAGUUGGAAAUUAGAAAAUUGAAACUGAAAUGCUUGAUCAUCUCGGAAACCGAAAUGUCCAUCGUCAUGAAAUCUUGAUCGUCUCACAAACUGAAGUGCUUGAUCGUCUCGGCAAAAUUCUAAAGGGCGGGUGUUGGAAAGGUUGACAACAAACAGCGUUCCUCUCAGGAUACAUUGAUAUCCCAUUUUGUAAGCUAGAUACAAAAGAACACAAAUUGUUCUAAGCGUUAUAAUCGGUCUUUGAAGAACUCGGAAAAGAAAUGACUAGGAAAUUAUAAAUAUCUCUUCCUUGCAGUCCUGACGGCACUUACGUGGCUUGCGGUUCUCAAGAUGGCAGCAUAUUCAUCUGGGAUACAUCAACAAUGAAAACGGAGAAAGUCUUAAAGAGUCAUGGGUACGUAUUCGAUUUAACUGUGUCGAAAACGCAAGACAAUCUAUUUAUUUCUACGGUAUUUCCCAAAAUUAAUGAUUCUGGUGCAAAAUUUCCUUGAUUUUCCAUGAGACGCGUUAUGUAUUCAUACAUAUUCACACAUACAGUAUAGGCUAAGUGUAAACUUGUGGGGGUGCGGGCGAUUACCGUGCAAAUGUAUACUUUAUUAAUUAUCACAUCCUAUUGUUCAUAUUAAAUAUUCUAGAAAGAGCGCUGUCCCUUGAAUGAGCGUUGGAAUGAGCGCCGCUCUCGAAUAAGCGCCACAUUCGAAACACUAAACAUUUAAAGAGUGUCGUGGCGCUUAAACGAAUAAAUACGGUAAAGCCAGUUUUGCACUGGGCGGAAUUUUGCACGCGGAGCGGAAUUUUGUUUUUUCUAAUUAGUUCCACCCAAGAAAUCACAAGAAAAGAAAAAUUCCGCUUCGCGCGCAAAAUUCCGCCUAGUGGAAAAAGCCUCAAGUUAAAUGUGUCAAAAUGUACUACAAUAUAUCCCCAUUUCCCCCCAGCAACUUAAUGCUCAAUUUUGGGAUGUUUACCUCAAAGAUCUGGAGCUACAGUAGAUUACCAUAGCCUCCCGCAUUAAAAGAGGGAUAUGGUAAUAUUGUUCAUAUGUAAUAUGUAUUUCCUACAGGGCAGCUGUGGUGACCUGUGCUUGGCACCCAGAUGGCAGUGCUUUGGUCAGCUGUGAUAGAAAUAAACAAGUUGUAGUUUGGUCAUCUUUGAUUUGAAGUCAAGGUAUUGAAUAUUCCAUUUAAUAACGCAACCCCCUGUCGAGGAUAGCUGCAAAUGCUCUAGGGUGACCGCACUAUUCUGUUUGAAUUCUUCAGGGCACUGUAUAUAAAUUAGGCCUUAUAUAAAUUCUAAAAUAAGUGUGACAGUGGAUUUUCAAAACAAUGAAAAGACAACGAAACAUUGUCAUGCACUGGAUCGUGACUUGAUUACGCCAUUAUUGUGUUAAAUGUUAUGCAAACUGCAAAGAACCCAUUAAACUGGAAUUCCUUGGGGAUUAACUCAAUUUUAAGAAAUGAGUAUGCAUGCAACUUUAUGAAAACAUAUACUCAUUUUGGGGGGUGAAUAUUUUCUCAAGUCAAAUCUAUAAUUAUUAAAAUCUUUUUGGGGGGUUGAGCUUCAUGGUAUUCCAUGCAUUAUAUGUCCUCGAUAGUGAGUUACGGAUAUUAUAUAGAAUGAACCACUUUAUAACUACAUAUAACCCCUCGUUGGCACGGAACCCCUUUUGAGAGACGUACUUGAAACAAAAAUAUAUACAUCGUGUUACAGGCCAAUAAUUUUGUAGAAUGAAUGUAAAUAUGAUUUAGUGAAUAUUGUUGUACAGGGUGUCCCAAAAAAUACUGAUUCACCCUAUAGAAAUCACUCUUUUGUUGUUAAACGUGCGUUGUUGGACCUCUGGGGCCGGUUGUUCAAAAACCGGUUAGCCUAACCCUAGUAAAUUUGUGUUAACACACAAAUUUACAAAUUAAAUUUUCCAACAGCUCAUCAAUCAAGUUGAAUAUGUUUUUCCAGAAAUCUUUUCUCGUUCAAUAGAGGUUUUAUUUUCUAAAGUUUUGAAACGAAUGAUCAUGGAGAAAUACAUAAACAAAAACAGCAGGUUAAAAUUUAACCCAGGGUUAGCGCCAAUAGGGCUUUGAACAACCGACCCCUGGGAAUUUAAAAUAGCUUCUAAAACGAACAGCAACACAAAAAUAUCAAAUUACAAAUUGAACCGUCAAUUCGAGUAAAGCCAGUUUUCCACUUCAAUCGUAACGAAACGUACCGUAGCAUUUUCUUUUGUGUCGAAGUCAUUAGUUCUACUCUAGUGCUCAAAGAAAUGCGUUUCGGUACGAACGAUUGAAGUGGAAAACUGGCUUCAGAAUGGUUCAACUGACUAGAGAGCAACCAGUAUUUGACUAUUUGUCGUACCAAUUGAUACGUUAACGCAAUGUGUAACCGAAGUGUUAAAUUAUUUGGACAAAGGGAAGUUGUAAAUACUUGCGCCGUUCAUGUACAAUUAAAUUAAAUUACCAAAGGUAUAAUAACGCACAAGAGUGAUUUCUAAAAGGGACUUUUUUGGGGACACGCUGUAUAAUUUGGGCCGUUUUUGCAAGGCGAAAUUUUCUGUUUGUUGUGACGUUUGUUGUGACCGAAAGUCGGUAGAAAUCAAUUUUGAGCGAAGGUAUUAAUACACGACUUUCGCGUCAACGAACAUUCUUCACAACAUGCACAAAUGCACUUUUGAACUCAGACUACGUUCACACGAGACUGGGAUAUUUGAAGCCUGGUUCUCGUAUGCCGCUGGGGAGUGAGGAAUGCUUUCCCAGUACUAUAUAACAAUUAUAAACUUUAUUAUUUCAUAUUAUUUCCAGUGCGGUUUAUAUAAUACAACAAUAAUAUUUAAUGUUAAUAUUUAUCACUUAUUUACUGAGACCGAGUGAAACAGUGUGUUUUGUGGACCCGAGACAGCCGUAGUCCUAGGACUAUCGCAGUCCUAGGACUGGAUAAAUAUACUUCAUCAGGCAUCCAGUAUUAUCAUGUGAGCAAAAUCAAGCAAUAUGGUUGGCUAAUUUACUCAUGAAUUGUUAAUGAGUUUGAGAUUUAAUGUUAAUUUUCAUUUUACAUCGUAACAUCUACUGUUCAUUGCUACAUUUAAAAAGACGAGUUUUUAAAGCUGAUUUAAAAUGGAUAAAUUAUUCUCAGCCGCGAAUCGUUACAGAACCAAUCAAUUUCGUGUAACCUCAUUUGUAUAUAAGUUGUCGUAGCCUAAAGACUGGCUGGUAAUGAAUUUCAUAUAGACUGAUGCUUUGCACACACACAGAGCAACAGCUUGAAAUCGAGGCGGACAUUGCAACCAUUGUAAAAAAAAUUUAUUGCCAGCCAUCAAAUUCGGAAAAUGUCUGUUGUCUUGGAUCAUUGAUGCAUAAAGUCCAUUCUCUACCCGAAAUAUUUUCUCAUAAUAUGAUCAUUAACAAUGAUGCAUGAGUGCAGCGCUGAUCAUUGACGAGAUAACGAGAACCAGGCUACGUAAAGUUGUUAAUUUCGUUGUGUGUGAACGCAAAUCUUACAAAUCUGAGUACGAGUUUCGAAUUUAUCCAAUCCCGUGUGAGCGAAGCACAAAUUAUUUUGUAUUUGAUGUGUGAAGGCGCUAAACCUUUACAGAAUAAAAUGAAUUGUAAAAAUUUUGUAUUUUCAGUUAAUUAACGUUAAUGUACAGAAACUGUAUGAAUUGAACAGUAAUUACUGCACACCUUGUACUGUAUUGAAUUGAAAUGUUGUUUUCAAAAAUAAACAUACGUAAUAUUGUAGUAUGUAUACUGGUGUAGUUA
Paramuricea clavata is the source of this 9343-nucleotide messenger RNA. The record is from the annotation of a GenBank genome assembly. Lineage: Eukaryota; Metazoa; Cnidaria; Anthozoa; Malacalcyonacea; Plexauridae.